Messenger RNA from Limulus polyphemus (Atlantic horseshoe crab), 2578 nucleotides. RefSeq names its product G2/mitotic-specific cyclin-B3-like. Gene Ontology annotation, cellular component: nucleus; cytoplasm; centrosome. The transcript is spliced from 10 exons. The coding region runs from base 166 to 1440 and encodes 424 amino acids. Gene Ontology annotation, molecular function: cyclin-dependent protein serine/threonine kinase regulator activity. Lineage: Eukaryota; Metazoa; Arthropoda; Merostomata; Xiphosura; Limulidae. Gene Ontology annotation, biological process: mitotic cell cycle phase transition; regulation of cyclin-dependent protein serine/threonine kinase activity. The record is from RefSeq and is a predicted model, not a curated record.
GUCAGUUCUUCUGAAUGAUGGCGAGAUGCCGUGGGAAUUGUGGCUACUUAUUGCCAGCCGAUUUCAUCCGUCCUCUAGGGAGAAUCUAGACAUGUGAAGAGACGUUUUAGACAGUUACCGAGGGCUUCUUUAAACGGUGGCCUGGUUUGUAAGUAGCCCUCUAAGAUGACAUCACUAAAUGUUUUUAAAGGAUCAAUGACUAGAAAAGUGAAAGAAGAGCAGAUGACAAAGAAUGACAAGUUACAGGCUGAUAUUUCUAACAAUGCCAAAAGAACUGCUGAAAACUCUCCAGAAUUGUGUCCAAAAAAACGUUCAGUGUUUGGGGAUAUCACUAAUGCAUUUGUGGCUGAGCCUAAAAAAGCUUUUGAACAAGUAGUUAAGAAAGCUAGCACCAGAUUGUCUAAGAAGCAGAACAAAUCAGACUCUCAAAAUCAGAAAAAGACACAACAGGCAGAACAAGACCAAUGUGACUCACAAAAGCAGGUUGAUAGCUAUUGCUCAAAAGAUACUUUAAGUUCUCAGGAACAAGGAGAGGACACAACUCACAUUACAGUAGCAAAGGAAGAAGGAGAUGAAACAAAAGAACCCAAACCUGCAUCAGAAGCUACUACUUUUAUUUCUGAUACUCUUCCACCUGGAGUUUUGGACUUUGACAAUGAAUCUCUUCAAGAUCCCUUUGCAGAGCCUAAUUACGUAAAUGAUAUAUUUAACUACUACAAGAAGAGAGAGCUUAAGUUCGUCACAGACAAAUAUCUGAGUAGGCAGCCUGAACUGUCAAAGUCCAUGAGGGCUAUUCUGGUUGACUGGAUGGUAGAAGUCCAAGAAUCUUUUGAACUGAAUCAUGAAACAUUAUACCUGGCAGUAAAGCUUGUUGAUCACUAUCUCAUGAAAAAUCCUGUUCCAAAGUCAACGUUACAACUUGUUGGUUCUACUGCAAUAUUUAUUGCCUGCAAAUUUGAUGAGCGGAUCCCUCCAGUGAUUGAUGAAUUUCUUUACAUUUGUGAUGAUGCUUAUAGCCGUAAAGAACUUCUUAAAAUGGAAAUUAGCAUUCUCAAGGCUAUGAACUUUGAUCUUGGUCUGUCACUCUCCUACAGGUUUCUUAGGCGUUAUGCUCGGUGUGCUAAAGUUACUAUGGAAGUUCUGACCUUAGCUAGGUACAUACUGGAGACUUCAUUAAUGGACUAUGACCUGAUUGAUACGAGAGAUUCCAUGGUUGCAGCAGCAGCACUUUAUUUAGCAAUCCAAAUGAAAAACCUAGGAGAGUGGAGCCCAACCUUGGAAUAUCAUUCAGGCUACAAUGCUUCAGAUUUGGAAAAUCUUGUCCUACGGCUCAACAAGCUUAUAACGACUCCUCUUCACAAAAAUCUUCAAACAGUGAGAACAAAAUACUCUCACAAAGUAUUUUUUGAAGUUGCCAAGAUACCUCCUCUGCAAACAUGAGCUCUUGUCAUAUGCUUCCAUGAUGUGUUGUGAAUAUUGAAGAUGAUGUAUGAAGAAGCAAAUUGAGUGAAGAGUUAGCAUUUUCUGUGAAAAGUGUUUUAUACUAGUUAAUCAUCUACUGUGAUUGAAUUGUGGUUUUAAAGUUUUUAUGUUGUGUAUGUGAACAAUGCAUUUUUAUCGUAAUUCUAGUUAGUAUUUCAUAAUUGUAAAUGAGAAAAGCCUCUAGUGUGAUCAAGAUAUAAAAAGUCCUACAAUGUGAUUUUCUCUGUAUUUUAUUUUAAAACUAUUAUCUUAUUAGAUGAGAAUUAAAUUAAGACAGUCUAGUAUGUAUGCAGUGGUCACACAACAUUUCAAAACAAAUGUUACAUGUUUUAAGAUAAAUUUUAAUAAGUCUGUUGAUACUUCUAAUUUCAUUUAUAAUUUUACUUCAAAAGACAUUGUUGACGAAAGAAAAAAGAUGAUUGUUUAACCGAUUUAAAUUUGAAAAAGAAAAGUAAAAAAAGUGAACCUUUUCAUUUUAUUUUUCUAUGUUGAGAAAUAUUGGUUUUGCUAACAAACCAUUUUUUAGUAAUGUAAUAAGAUAAAAAAUAACUUCAAAUAAAUUAAUUUAGCAGAGUAUUAAAACUGUUUUUUUGCUCUUGACAGAACAAUUGACAUAAAGAUAAAGUUGUAAAUGUGGUGUUUAGUGUCCAAAGAUAAUUUUUCAGUUAUAUUACAUUAGUUAAUAUUCAGAAGCUUCAAUAGUUCACCACUACAAGGAAAACAAAGUGUUUGAAAUAUUAAAAUCGUCCAUAUUCUUGUGAGUAUAUAAAAGUCAUUCUCAUUACUACAUUGCAUACUUGUAAAUAAAUUCCUGUAUGUUAUUAUUUUGCUCUUUUUUUUUCUUUGGGUUUUUUUAAAGGUUAUUUGCAUUCAUGAUCUUAUAAUUAUUUUUAUAUAUAUAUAUUGUCAUAAAAAUCAGUUUUGUGCAAUUGUAGCUAAGAGUUUUCAAGGAAGAAGGAAACUUAUUAGCAAAAUAUCAAAGCCGAAUGGUAAUGUCUUCAAAUAUCUGAAUUAGAUUUUGUUGGAAUAUUGUAUUUGUAUAUAAAGAUGAGUAAAUUACCACAUUUCAUGAAAUAUAAAACUUGACAUACUUAAA